AUGCGCCUUCUACCGAUUCUCCUCUCCUUGGUGGCAGCCUCAACGGCCGCCCCAUCAAACUUCCUUGACGAUGCAUACGAUUUCUCUGAAGAUCUCGCCGGCUUCUAUGGCAAAGUCAGCAAGUAUAUCAACCAACUGAAACAAAAUUCAACACCGGGCGCUUUGGGAUGCGACGUAUCCAAGAUUGCAUUGCCAAGUUAUGCAUCUGGUCUACCGAGCUCGGAUGGUUUGAGUCCACUGUAUGUUGCACUUGGACGAGGAACACAGAAUUAUACCUGUGCAGACAGCUCGGCAAACUCCGUUCCCGAGGCCGCUGGAGCAGUCGCGAACCUCUACAACGCCACUUGCAUCGCAGCAAACCACCCAGACCUUCUGGAGAUGCUUCCUGGGGUCGCCUAUACGAUCAGCCUGCCAUCCAAGGAUCUGGCACGAUUCCCCCCGGCAAAUAUCCUAUUGAUGGGCCACCACUUCUUCUACGACUCAACCACCCCCGAGUUCAACCUGGAUCUGCCGAACAAAAAUUUCGGCAUUGUGAUGACCAAGAAGAAGGGCUCGAUUGAUGCCCCGUCGACGGCGAAGAAGGGCAAAUAUGGUGCUGUGUCUUGGCUAUAUCUCACCAACACCACCGGUACCGUUGGCAACUAUGGAGAGGUCGCGGUGUAUCGUGUUGACACAGCUUCCGGCUCUCCACCGGCAACCUGUGAGGGGCAGCCCAAAAACAUUGAGAUUGCCUACUCCGCCAACUAUUAUUUCUUCGGGAAAUAA
Molecule: messenger RNA, 765 nt
Organism: Penicillium argentinense
Lineage: Eukaryota; Fungi; Ascomycota; Eurotiomycetes; Eurotiales; Aspergillaceae
Exons: 2
Coding region: 1-765 (254 amino acids)
Source: RefSeq, a predicted model, not a curated record